AUGCUCCCUGUCCAUCUGCUCCUUUUGGUUCUGGCUCCGUUCGGCUCCGCCUCGUUUUUUAGCCCGGAUACGAAUGUGUCACGAGUGGAUGUAUCCCACUGUAAGUAUUGAUCGUACUUAUCACCAACCACUAAAAUACGUAGCAAACAAUCAAAAUUUCGGAGCGCGAGCGCCAGCAUUAUGACGGUUGCCGUCGCAUUUAGAGACAGACAAAACGGCAGCAGGCGGGGAAAGAUUACUGUAGGUUUAGGGUGCACUUCUAGGACAACAACUGCCGUUUUAAUUACGAAAAAACACUGUGAGGGAACUGGUUUCUUUCGAAGGAAGUGUGUCAUUCCUCACUCUGUGAUCUGAUAAGACUGGAGGAGUGUAAAGUACGGCGGUAGAUCGGAAAGGAAAGUAGUGAGAAAGUGUAACAAAUGAGCAAAGCAGUACACAAAUACCCUUUACAGUAACCCAGACACUUUCCUAUCCUCCGAAUGAGAAGUUGGUGGUCCUUUACAAGUUUGCCGACGAUUCCGUUCUCCUUGGUGGCCGCAAUCGGGUCUAUAAUGUUUCGAUCCGUUCGAUGACUGAAACGAAUAGGUACGAGUGGACGGCAAGCGAGGACGCCCGGAGCAAUUGUGCCGCCAUCAGUCAGGUAUUCAAACGGAUCCUUCCGUUCUUCUGAUCAACAAGAUCGUUUCCAGAAUCCGUCAUCCUGCGAGAACUACAUUCGAACGUACUUUGAGCUGACCAACAACACGUUCAUUCUCUGCGGAACUCACGGCCUUCAGCCAACUUGCGCCGAAUUCAAACGGGGAAAUCGAGGUGAGUGCCGUCUGAAUAAGGCCUGAAUAUAAAGGGAAAGACACGAUUUCAGAACCUGUGCGUCUGAUUCCUGCCGUCGGAAUGUCCCCCAUAGACGCAGAUUCGAGUGCCCCGUUCAUUCGGUCCAACGAGAAUAUCAUAACUGUGAACGUGGCGGAACUCUCUUCCUCCGAACCUCUGCUCAUUCGUCGGAAUGUCAUCAAAAUGUGGAAGGGCAUCGAGAAUGACGUAAUUCUGCGGACUUCACGUGGAUUGAGCUCAUUUGAGCAGGCGACCUUUCUCUCGAUGCACCGGGUCGAAAAGGUUGAGCCGAUCUCUCUUUCGGAAUAAUGAAAUGAGGGAAACUGUUUGCAGGAGGUGUUGUUCUUCUUCUCAGAGUCUCCGAUGGAAGCCGAGGGAUGCGGACUGCAUAAAGUGGCGCGAGUCGGACGGGUUUGCGAGGACGAUCCCGGCGGCAGGUAUCAUCGCAUUCGCGUCACUUUCGCCCGUCGCUAAUCAGAGGCGACUGGCGCAUGCGACCCACUGAUUACGGCCUUCUCAUUGCAGACUUUCGUACGCCAAAGAGUGGAGUUCGUACGCGAAGGCGAGAAUUGAGUGCUCGAUCGAGGAGCACGACACGGACACCUUCUACUUUAAUCAGUUUGCUGGAGUCGCCGAGUCUCCGAGCUCUUUCUACGGAGCAUUUCGGUCCCAACUGGCCGGAAUCGGAGCAUCGGCCAUCUGUAAGUACAGCAAGAAGAAGAUCUCGAAGGGGUUCGCCAGCGGGUUCAAAGAUUCAUCCGCUUCUUCGUCGAUGGCUCCAGACACGUGUCAAAGGGCAACUGACCUGGAGGAAUUGAGCAAGUUACGAUUGAAACCUUUGAUUAAACAAAGUGAGAAAGAUGCGCUGCGAUUAAUAUUAUUCGUGUGAGUUUUGCAGAAAUCUCUGCGAAUCCAAUCUACAUCUUCCACGGAAAGGAUCGAUUUGUAAGUGUUCUUGCUCAAGAGGACGUCCGCGAUCUCAACAAUCAUGCCUAUGACAUUCUGUACAUUGCCACGAAUCUCGGAAACAUUCUGAAGGUCGUUGUUCCGAGUGCCGAGACGAAUCCCUUGAACGGAACAGGAAGGCACGCGGUCACCCUGAAAGUGCUACCGAACAGCUCAAAGAUUGUCGAAAUGAGCCUGCAUACGGAGCAAAGGAGAGGGGUGCAAUCCCUGGUCGUGGUCACUGAUCAGAACGUGAGCGGCGACCGUCCGAUCUCUUUUCUGAGUGUUCCCUUUCCAGGUGUUCCGAAUGCCCACUUCGACGUGUCACAUGGCUUCCAACUGUGCCGAGUGUCUGGCUCACGGGGAUCCGCAUUGUGCCUGGGCGGAUUCCUCCGAAUGCAUAGACAUUCGAACGGACGGACGGAAGACGGCCAGUCAGGACAGCGGCACUUGCAACGUCAUCAGCUUCGAGAACAACAAACCGGUCAUUCUGGCUCCGCUCAAGAACAGUAAGCUUGCGCUUCACAAGUCUUCCACAAUAGUUAUUCUCAGAAGAAGCACCAAGUGUUCCAGUCUGUCUUUGCGAAACUGAAAAGAAGAAGCCGUGUGCGACAGAAGUAAUUCAGAAGGAGAUCAUACUUUCGACGCCUUCAGGUACCUUCUGUCGUGUCUCGGAGGCUAACAGAAACAGUUUCAGAGCUCUGGAAGUUCAUCGCCGUGUUCGCCCUCGGCUUGCUCACAGGAUGCAUCUUCAACUACUGCUACUUUCACUUCAGCAGGUAUCUAAUUUGCCCUCCUCUUUCCGAAUGUCCACUAACUCCAUUCUAACCCAGCAAACCUCCACUAACCGAUGACGAUUUGUCCUCCGAGCAAUUUCUCUUGUGAGGCCUCCGUCACGAUUCCAUUUCAUAGUUCUCUUGCAGGCGCCUCGGCAGCAAGACCGUCCCGUCGUCCCGGUCCUCCUCUUCAAUGACCCGUCCGAUCACCACAACCUCUUCCACGCGUCUCCCCAUCGACGCGUUCACAACUUCUUCGAUUGCCGACGAAAUGUUCUCCUCGACGCUUUCCUCGGCCAACCGAUUCAACACCGUUUCGAUGCAUUCCUCAAUUCGCACUUAUUGUUGA
Molecule: messenger RNA, 2901 nt
Organism: Caenorhabditis sp. 36 PRJEB53466
Lineage: Eukaryota; Metazoa; Nematoda; Chromadorea; Rhabditida; Rhabditidae
Source: the annotation of a GenBank genome assembly